Molecule: messenger RNA, 324 nt
Organism: Lactuca saligna
Lineage: Eukaryota; Viridiplantae; Streptophyta; Magnoliopsida; Asterales; Asteraceae
Source: the annotation of a GenBank genome assembly
AUGGAUGAGGAAGUGAAGAGAGUGUUGUUACAAAAAGAAGCUGAUAUGGAUAAUAAGGCUUAUAAUGAUUAUGCUUUCCAACGAAACCUUUUAGACAAGUAUUGGGAUGACAUUGACCGUAAAAGGAAUUGGAAUUGGAUUAUAAGUACUAGGCAAGAAAUCCAAUAUACUGAGAGUUCGAUCCGCUCUAGUGAAGAAAUUGUUCAAAAGAUAAAGAAUGAAUUAGGACUUCAUGAGUACAAUUUGGAGAAAACAAAAAAGGAAGUCAUUGCUAUGAAAAAAGAGUAUCCGUAUGAGUUUCCGAUGUGGGAAGAAGAUGAGUAG